Messenger RNA from Pyrus x bretschneideri (Chinese white pear), 1009 nucleotides. RefSeq lists its product as uncharacterized. The record is from RefSeq and is a predicted model, not a curated record. Bases 204 to 782 code for a protein of 192 amino acids. The transcript has a single exon. NCBI's taxonomy places the organism in Eukaryota, Viridiplantae, Streptophyta, Magnoliopsida, Rosales, Rosaceae.
CCAUGUUCCUUAGAACAUGGAGGAAAUUAUGGCACUUUUCCUUACCCUGGUCUUAUAAGAGCUCUCUCCCCCGCCCCCCACCGGCCCCCCUCUUUCCCCUCUCUUUCCUCUCUCCGUCCUCUCAUCUCCUGAAUUCCUAAUAACCAAUAGAAAAGGAAAAUCCUAACCAUAAAAGCUCUCGUAAAUCAAACACUUCACAGUUUAUGAAGCAACCAAGCGAGCAACACAUCUCAAUAGAGAAAACAAAUGAAAAGAAACCCCACUUUCUACCCCAUCAUUGCAAUCCAAUCCAACAAAUAAAAACAUCUCACUUUUCUCUUGAAUCCCUUGACAAUUCAUCAGAGCUUUGCUACUCAGCUAAGCAGAAAACAAAGGAAAAAAGAAAAAGAAUGGAGAUUGAGAUGGUGAGGUGUGAGUGUUGUGGACUAAAAGAGGAUUGCACGCAAGACUACAUCACACAAGUGAAGGCAAAGUUUGAUGGGAAAUGGCUGUGUGGGUUGUGCUCAGAAGCAGUGAGAGAUGAGGUUGGCAAGGGCAGCAAGCAGCCAUUUGGCAUGGAGGAAGCUGUGAGGGCACACAUGUCAUUUUGUGGUAAAUUCAAAUCCAACCCUGCAGUGAGAGUGGCAGAUGGGAUGAGGCAGAUGCUUAGGAGAAGGUCAGACAUGUCAUCUUCUUCUUCAUCGCCAAAAAAGUACACAAGAUCAGCAAGCACAUCCCAAGUGGGCGAUUCAUCAUCUUCUCAUGAACUAAUUGCAACCAUACUUCUUGCUGGGUUGGAAUAAUUAAUAUAAUAUGAAGGUAGUGGAAUUUUGAUUUAUUAUGGUCCAUUUGAUGUGGGAUAUGUCUUACUCUUCUUUCCAUGGUUGGAAAGACAAAUGGUCAGGGAAAAUCUUAACCUUUUGACUUUUCCCACUAAAUAAGACUCAACAUGUAUUACCUACUGCAUGACCUUUCCCACUAUAAUAUUCAGCGAAUAGGGAAUAAAAUUUCAACAAUCUUUUAUCAUCAA